Messenger RNA from Nylanderia fulva, 1133 nucleotides. RefSeq names its product optic atrophy 3 protein homolog. The record is from RefSeq and is a predicted model, not a curated record. Gene Ontology annotation, biological process: regulation of lipid metabolic process. NCBI's taxonomy places the organism in Eukaryota, Metazoa, Arthropoda, Insecta, Hymenoptera, Formicidae. Gene Ontology annotation, cellular component: mitochondrion.
UCCUGAUGAAAUAAAUUUUAUAUCGAAGGAAAAAUAAUAGAAAAACAUUUGAAAAAUAUCCUUGAAGCUAAAAUGGCAAAAUAUCAUCUCGAAAUAAUGAAAUAAUAAAAUCUUACUCAUUAUUUGUUGUAUAGUAUCCGUAGGCCUGUUCCUUUUUUAGCUGUGCACUUUUUGCUAAUCUAACCGAACCUAACCCGAAAGGUUGUCCAUAGAUCUCAGUCCACUGUACCUUUGUAAAAAGAUUUAUUAUUGUUCGUGAAAACCUUUUUGUCUCUCAACGAUGAGAUUAGAACGUGGUUUAUCCUUUAGCUAAGAAUUAUGCUGUGCACAGCUCAAAGAGAAUCGUAAUAAGAGAAUCUCUGUCAUGUGACAUAACAAUAAUAUUAUAUGCCGAAAUAAUUUCCCAGAAUAUCGAGAAAGCAGAUGAGAAGCUGCUACCGUUGCUGCUUCGUUAAUCGGCAAAGAUGCCGGUCGGCGUAUUUCCGGCCCUUAAAUUGGGCGUACUCUUUGUCAAACAAAUCAGUAAACCUUUAGCCAAAUUUCUCGUCAAUCAAGCAAAGAGUCAUCCGAUUUUCAGGACUUACUUCAUCAUACCGCCUGCUCAAUUUUAUCAUUGGGCGGAGGUGAAAGCAAAGAUGUAUAUCAUGAAUCUUGGUAAGCCCACAAAGGUGGCAAAGCUGAACGAGACUAUGGCUAUUGAAUUGGGUGCUAGUUUGAUGGGCGAGUUGAUUAUUUUUGGUGUAGCUGGUGGAUGCGUGAUCCUGGAGUACAAUAGACAGGUCACGAAAGAAGCGAAGAAGGAAGAGGUCCGUCAAAUGCAGAUACAGAAGUUUACGGAUGAUAUUCAGGCGUUGUACGAUACUACGUUGCAGCAGGAAGCUCGUAUCCAUUAUCUGCAAAAUGCAAUCCGUGACUUGGCCAAGCAUACAAGGCACAAGUUACCCGAACCUGUAUCCCCGCAGGAAAUAAGCAACAGUUUGGAAGACAAUACAAAAAAAAAUUCUAAUAAAAAUAGUAAGAGUACAACUGAAGCGAGUACAGAAAGCGAAAACAGAUCAAUGAUAGAGCGUGCUAUAGUCUAUUAUAAAGAAUUAAAACCGGAUAAAAUUAGUUAAAUUAUAUAUUUAACUACG